UGUGAUGGUGGCUUUAGUGGCUGUCGAACCCCCCUCGAAUCUGCGCCUUGUCUGGAGUUGCGCGCGUUGGUUUUGGCACAAUGCCAGCCAGUGAACGAGCGAUUAGACAGUGGUCAAAUUUUUGCGGCAAGUGAACCCUCAUCACCGGACGUCUAAUUUCAAGAAUUGCGCGCUACUCCUAAAACUGGAAAAGAAUCCAUGCGCAAAGCCAUCAAGUUUUCGAAGCCUGCACAUUCUCUCAAUCGGGCUGCUCGCGACGGCUCCUUUGAAAAACCCCAUGGGCCACGAGUGACCCAUGCUCUGACAAGUCUCCAACUUUCGUCCGUGCAGGCUGCAGAGACAUCCUGGAGGCUGGAGUUCCUCUGUCGCUCGCGCGAGUCGCGGACUUUCGACGAGUGGGCUUAUCUAAGCUUCACCCACCUGAGUCAAGUCGUUCAUCAAAACGCCAAUCAACGACGAUCUGCCGUUUGAGAUCGACCCUAUGCAGAUGACAGAUGGGCCUUAGUAAGGCUAUAUUUUUAAACGCCAUGUCAUUGAAGUCGAUCUUCACGUUUCACUUCGAUCGCUCGCCUAUCGCGCCUGGAACCAGGGUGCCGGAUCACCAGUGUUCCUGAAGAAUCGUUUGAUCGAGCAGAUUUGCAUACAAGGCAGUGUCAAUCGUCAACAUUGCCAUGCAUUUUCGUGGAGUUUCUACCAGGCUUGACCCAGAUGGCCUAAUGUCGAAUUGGUUAGUGGCUUAUAACUAGUAGUUUGCAUUUCUCAACCGGAACCCUAAGGCAGCGUUUUCGGCGUCAGAAAACAGGGCAAGCCUGCUGGAGGCGAUGGCUUCAGCUGCUGCACAGUGCAAUGUGCACGGACGUCGCGGGAAGUUGGGAGGCGACUCGAACCCCCUGAUGUCGGCUAGAAUCAUAAUUGGACAGGUUUUCUGAAUAUACUGGGC
Aspergillus versicolor CBS 583.65 is the source of this 940-nucleotide messenger RNA. RefSeq lists its product as uncharacterized. The coding region runs from base 199 to 471 and encodes 90 amino acids. The transcript has a single exon. NCBI's taxonomy places the organism in Eukaryota, Fungi, Ascomycota, Eurotiomycetes, Eurotiales, Aspergillaceae. The record is from RefSeq and is a predicted model, not a curated record.